This is a messenger RNA of Trichomonas vaginalis G3, 1167 nucleotides long. Its product is annotated as peptide N-glycanase (PNGase)-related family. The transcript has a single exon. Bases 1 to 1167 code for a protein of 388 amino acids. The record is from RefSeq and is a predicted model, not a curated record. Lineage: Eukaryota; Parabasalia; Trichomonadida; Trichomonadidae.
AUGGUUGUUAUUGAUUUUUAUUAUAAUUGGAAAACUGUUGAGCUGGACAUUAACCCAGAAAUACCAAUUUCUGCGUUAUUUGCCACUCUAAAUGAAACAUUUCAAAUCCAAAACCCAAUUGAUGAAAUUGUAUUUUUGUAUUAUGGUAAAAAAAUAGAAAUUAAUGACCAGCCAUUUCAUGAGGCAUUUGGGGAAUUAGAAAGUGUCAACGAAGUUCAUAUUGGAUUUAAGAAUGAAAUUGCAAUUAUCGAUGAAUUCUGCGUAAAAAACAUUCCUUCUCUUAAAUAUGAGGCAAUCAUGAUGGACGCAAGAUUAGUAACAUUUUUACGUAAUCUAAACGGUCUUCAUAAGAUAAUUACCAAAAUUUACGAAAGUCAAAUUAAUUUUGACGAUCUAGUACCGAAAGAAUUGAUUGUAGAGGACGAUGUAGGUACGUUGCAAAAUUUGGCUAAAUGGUUUACUGGUUCUAUAAUGACUUGGAUUGACGCUCCCGUUUGUAAUUACUGCAAAACAAAGAUGAUGUUUUCAGAUUAUUGCUCUCCUUCAGCUUCAGACAAAGAAAGAGGUGCCGAUGCUUCGAGAAAAUACAAAUGCCGUCAAUGUAAGUCGGCAAAGAGGAUACCAAUCUUCUUUAAUACCGAAGAUAUACUUAACAUCAGAAAAGGAAUGAGCGCUGAAUAUUGUAUUUUAUUCGGUGCCAUUCUCAGAAAAUUUGGAUUCGAAUGUCGCAUUGCUCGUGACAUUUUCAUUAAUUAUCUUUGGCUGGAAGUGUAUAGCUAUAAGAUUGGCCGCUUCAUUCAUGUUGAUCCAGUUGCAGGAAUUGUGAAUUUACCAUUUAUUUAUGAAGUCGGUAACAAGCUGAAUAUUUCCAGGGUCAUUUCCGUUGGUAUGCACGAGUUGUUCGAUGUAACUUCACGAUAUGUAGUUAAUAUCGAUAACAUUGCUUACGUCAGAAAAGCAGACGCAAGAGAAGAGUAUUAUCAACAAGCAAUCGGAAUGAGAAAUAUAAUGUGGUCAUAUGGGCUGCCACAAGAAAUGGUUCAAGAAUUAGAAGCUAGAAAAAAUAAAGAAUAUGAAGACCUUGUUCCGCAAGAAAGGAAGCCAUCACCCGAAGAAAAGGUACGUAUAAGCAGAAUAGAUACGGAAUUGGCUAAAAAUAAGAUAUAA